AUGGGAACUUUAUGGAGCAUAUUGGUGAACAAAAUGCAUCAUUUUAUAUUGUGGCAUAGAGACAUAUUAGCUCAACAAGUUCCGAUAACUACCAAUUGUACGCAGCAAUUAGAAAACGAAGCCAGUAGCGACCAGUCAGCCAGUGAAAUGAAAAACUUUGAAGAGUUUACCGUGGUAUGGCUUGAUUCCGAUGUACAAAAUAAUAGAAAUGAAUAUAACAAACGAAAAACAAAAAUUCGAAACAUUGUUAAUCAUUUAGAAACUUUCGAUAAUCAAGAUAAAUGUAUUGAUUAUGUGUUCUCAAUCCAGGAAAGCAUAUUUUUUAUCGUUUCAGGAUCAUUCGGCGUAACAACUGUGCCUAUUCUUCAUGACAAAAAUCAGAUUAUUUUUAUUUAUAUAUUUUGUGCCGAUAAAGCAAAGCAUCAAAUGUGGGCAGAUGCAUAUAAAAAAGUUCAAGGAGUUUUCGAUAACGUUGACGAAUUAAUAAUUAAAUUUCAGAAAGAUGCUCAUUUUCUGCUCAAUCAAAUAGCAUCUAUAAGCAUAUUUGAUCCAAAAGAACGAUCGUUACAAUACUUAACCAAAGAGCAAGCAACAUUUAUAUGGUUUCAAUUACUUAUCGAAAUACUACUUCGAUUACCUAAAUCAGACAUAGCAAAAACGGAUAUGAUCGAAGAAUGUCGUAGAAAUUACGCAGGUAACGAGUCUCAAUUACAAAAAAUAACUGACUUUUAUCAGAAUUAUAAACCGUUCAUGGCCGUUGAAUGGUAUACAAAAGAUUCGUUUCUUUAUCGUUUAUUAAAUAAAGCGUUUCGAACGCAAGAUAUUGAAACUAUAUUUAAAUAUAGAUAUUUUAUAACUGAUCUUUAUUCACAGCUGAAAGCAUUACACCUGCAGUUACUGAAAUCUGAUGAAAAGACAAUGACCGUGUACCGAGGUCAGGGUAUGCAUCUUGAAGAAUUUGAAAAACUAAAAAAUAGUGUUGGAAAAUUCAUUUCGAUUAAUACAUUCUUUUCAACGACCACAGACUGCGAAGUAGCCGUUGACUUUGCUGGUGAUAGGUCCUUUUGUUCGAAUAUGGAGUUGGUUGUGUUUGAAAUUGAAAUUGACUUGAAAAAUGAUGCAAAACCGUUUGGUAAAGUUGAACAAUUAAGUUGUAAUAAGGACGAAAACGAAGUCCUAUUCUCGAUGGGAUCCAUAUUCGAAGUUGUUAAUGUUGAAAUGAUGACUGAUACACUUUGGUUUGUGAAUCUUAGAUUAAGUAAUACACUAGAUGAACAACUGUUAGAACUAAUGCACUAUUUCAAAAGUUUCAUCGGUUCUCAACCCACUCUUUUAACGUUGGGAUUGUUUCUGUCUAAAAUGGAUGAAUUCGACAAGGCAGAAAAAUUCUAUCGACUAUUGAUUGAUGAACUGCCAUCCGAUCAUAAAGAUUUGGGAAUGGUAUACAAUAAUAUUGGAGAACUUUUUCGUCUCCGAGGUGAUGAUGUAAAUGCUAUGGAAAACUAUGAGAUGGCUCUUGCAUUAUAUUCAAAACACUUUCGCGCUAAUGAUCCAUUCGUUGCCGUAACACAAAGUAAUAUAGCCGCAAUACUCGAUAAUAGGGGUGAUUAUAAAACUGCAUUGACGAUGUACAAACUUGCAUUAGAGAACAUGAUAGACCGUUUGUAUGCCAGACAUCCCUCAGUUGCGAUUAUGUAUAAUAAUAUAGCAACUGUUCAUGGUCAUGAUAAUGACUACCAGGCUGCUUUAGUCAACUACGAAAAAGCACAACAAAUCGAAAACGAGAGCCUACCAGAUAAUCAUCCGUCGCGCGUGCUGACUUAUAUGAACAUUGCAACCAUUCAUCGUAAUAUAGGUAACACAAAAAUUGCUUUGGAAAAUUACAAAAAAGCACUGGAUAUUCAAACCACUUAUUUGCAGCCUAAUCAUCACAUAUUAUCUGAACUAUAUAAUAACUAUGGAAGUAUCAUUCUGGAAAGCUUGAAAGACUCCCAAAAAGCCUUACAGUACUUUAGAUUGGCUCUUGAGAAUGAACUGCGCUCUGAUACUGUAAGAGAAUGGCAAGGAAAAACACAUCAGAAUUUGGGUACGGCAUACAUCACACAAAAAAAGUACACAUUAGCUUUAGAGAACUUUGACAAAGCUUUCGAAGUUUUUUCGAAAGUGUUACCACCAACACAUCCAUCAAUUAUAACAAACUACAUAGCAAUCGGAUUACUUUAUCAUGUUAUGCACGAUACAUCAAAUCGUGUACGCUGCUUAGAAAAAGCUGAGGAACUCAUGAAAACUUGCUCAACUAUUCAUACGUCUUCAGGCGGAUUACUAUACCUUGACUUAGGAUCACUCUAUGUUCAGAUGGAUGAUUAUGAAAAGGCUAUUGAUUGCUUCAGCGAAGCCAUGACACUUCUUGAAAAAGAUUCAGCAGCGAAUGUUGUUAACAUAGCCAGAGUAUACGAGCAGUAUGCACUUUGCUCUUCCAAGAGGAAUGGUGACUACACAAGAGCAAUAGAAUAUUAUCAGAAGGCUAUCGAUAUUAUGAUUACAGUACACAAUCUGAGCACAGAAUUACUAGUAGGAAUAUAUCGGAAGGUGGCUAGUAUGUAUGAGCUUCAAAAUGACUACUGGUCUGCAAUUGAAUGUUAUCAAAACGUUUUUGAAAUUGAACUGAAAUGUACACCGAUAGACAGGCUAGUAUUGGCGUCUUGCUAUAAUAAUUUUGGAGUCUGCUAUAAUGAGCUAUGUGACUAUGAAGAGUCAAUACAAAACUACGAAGCGGCUGUGAAAAUAUUUAUGGAAUUCGUGCCACAAAGCAGUAAUAAUUUGGCGACUGCAUACAUUAAUAUUGGUCAAGCUUAUUUCAACAUGAAAGAUUUGGUGUCGGCACUAGUGAAUUAUAAAAAGUCACUCCAAUAUGCGUUGACAUCAUCGGUGAAAGACAAAGCAUUAAUUCUUCACAUUUAUCAGGUUUUGGGUAAGGGAUAUUUCAGACAAGCGGAUUAUUUAUCAUCACUUAUCUGGUGUAGAAACGCGCUUGUAGCCGCCCAAGAAUUGCAUGCCCCUGGUAGCUAUACUAUUGUGCUCUGCUCAAAAAAUCUAUGUUUGGCAGAGGAAAAAUUAGCGGAAAUCGCACAAUCAUUAUAA
Didymodactylos carnosus is the source of this 3141-nucleotide messenger RNA. The record is from the annotation of a GenBank genome assembly. NCBI's taxonomy places the organism in Eukaryota, Metazoa, Rotifera, Eurotatoria, Philodinida, Philodinidae.